This is a messenger RNA of Anguilla rostrata (American eel), 863 nucleotides long. It is a transcript of the gene med10, whose product is annotated as mediator complex subunit 10. Gene Ontology annotation, molecular function: transcription coregulator activity. Gene Ontology annotation, cellular component: mediator complex. The record is from RefSeq and is a predicted model, not a curated record. Bases 170 to 574 code for a protein of 134 amino acids. The transcript has 4 exons. NCBI's taxonomy places the organism in Eukaryota, Metazoa, Chordata, Actinopteri, Anguilliformes, Anguillidae. Gene Ontology annotation, biological process: positive regulation of transcription by RNA polymerase II.
UGGAUAAUAUUCUGCCGGAAAGCAGUUCAACGAAAUGGACGCUGUGUGAACAGCCUUAGUAUGCGUUUGCUUUGUUUCAGUUGGUAGAAUUGUAUGAUUUUUGAUCGUAUUCUUCAGUAAUAUUGACCCGAGGGGUGUAUGGUAGGAGUUUAUGUUUAGCUAGUGUAACAUGGCUGAAAAUUUCGAUAACCUCGAAGAGCAUCUGGAGAAGUUCAUAGAAAAUAUCAGACAGCUAGGAAUCAUCGUCAGCGACUUCCAACCGAGUAGUCAGACAGGGCUGAACCAAAAACUAAAUUUCAUGAUCACAGGAUUGCAGGACAUUGAGAAGUGUCGACAACAACUGCACGAUAUUAAUGUACCCUUGGAAGCAUUCGAAUACAUUGAUCAGGGUCGUAACCCUCAGCUGUACACUAAAGAGUGUUUGGAGAGAGCCCUGGCAAAAAAUGAACAGGUGAAAGGAAAGAUUGACACCAUGACGAAAUUUAAAAGUCUUCUCAUUUCUGAGUUGGGAAAGGUUUUUCCAGAAGAGAUGGCCCAGUAUAAAGCUAUUCAUGGGGAUGAUCCACCAUCGUAGUGGCUAGCCUUCCGGUUUAAAUAUUGCAAAAGCGUACAUAUGUAUAUACACAGCACCUUGCUAAAAAUAGUUAUAUGCCAUAAUGUUUAAACUUGUGGUUCAUUAAAUUUUAUACUGAAGUAACACUCAAACAAUUGUACAUGCUGUAGCAGUGUCUUCUGAAAUUGAUUGUGCCACAUAAGGAGAGAGUUUUGUUAUUGUGAGCCCUGGAUAAGCCAGGGAACAGGAGUGGUGUUAAUUUUUACAUAACCAAAUGUAAUUUUUUUCAAUAAAUGAAUUUGGGAUUCAA